AUGCCCUGCAACGAGCGAUCAACUCGCCUGCUGUCACACCACGAGCAGCACUGUUCGGUACUGGAUCCGAAUGCAAUCACACUCAAUAGAAGCACACUCAAUAGAGGCAAUCAUGAGGAUCACAUCAUGAAUCUUCGUUACGGCUUCACCAAAGAGCUAAUGACCAAGUACAAGAGUUUGCUGCAUCAGGAUCAUUCGACUACGAUCACAAAGACGCUCGAGGACUUAUUCUCGUGGUUGCCGAUCGCCACCAUCAUUGACAAAAACAUUUUCGUUGUCCAUGGUGGAAUCUCGGACAAAACAGAUGUGACCCACCUCGACAAAAUCCACAGAAAUAAG
Ostertagia ostertagi is the source of this 339-nucleotide messenger RNA. Lineage: Eukaryota; Metazoa; Nematoda; Chromadorea; Rhabditida; Trichostrongylidae. The record is from the annotation of a GenBank genome assembly.